UCCUCUGUCAUCCCGGUAGCCUUCCCUCUCCCGGUAACCUCUUGUCUCUCGCAGCUCUCUCUCUCUCUAGCCGGUAACGUUAGCAGCAAUGUCGGUGUUUUGUGAGGUCCCCCAAGCAGCCCCUGUAGCUGUCUUUAAGCUUUCGCAAGAUUUCAACAAUGACCAGUUUCCCAACAAGGUGAACCUCGGAGUUGGAGCUUACCGGACAGAUGAAGGCAAGCCAUGGGUUUUACCGGUGGUGAAAAAGGUGGAAAAGAUCAUUGUGCAUGAUGACAGGCUAAACCACGAGUACCUGCCCAUCCUGGGCCUGCCUGAGUUCAGAUCCUCAGCCUCCAAGAUCGCACUGGGCGACGACAGUUCUGCCAUCCAGGAGAACAGGGUCGGAGCUGUUCAGUGUCUGGGAGGCACAGGUGCUUUGAAGAUGGGCGCAGAGUUUCUUAGGCGUUUCUACAACGGAAACAACAACACUAAAACACCCGUCUAUGUGUCUGCACCUACCUGGGAGAAUCACAAUGCUGUGUUUGCUAAUGCUGGCUUUGAGGAUGUGCGUCCAUACAAGUACUGGGAUGCACAGAACAGGGGCCUCGAUUUGGCGGGUUUCCUCGGUGACUUGGAGAUUUGUCCAGAGCACUCCAUCUUUGUCCUUCAUGCCUGUGCUCAUAAUCCAACUGGCACAGAUCCCACACAUGAGCAAUGGAAGAUGAUCGCUGAAAUUAUGAUGAGGAGGAAGCUGUUUGUGUUCUUUGACUCGGCUUAUCAGGGAUUCGCCUCAGGCAGUCUGGAUAAAGAUGCCUGGGCGAUUCGCUACUUUGUCUCCAUGGGCUUUGAAAUGUUCUGCGCGCAGUCAUUUUCCAAGAACUUUGGCCUCUACAAUGAGCGUGUCGGCAACCUGACCAUUGUGGCUCGUAAUGCAGACAACCUGAAGAGAGUUCUGUCCCAGAUGGAGAAGAUAGUCAGGACCACGUGGUCCAACCCGCCAUCCCAGGGAGCCCGGAUUGUUGCCAUCACUCUCAACACACCUGAGCUCUUUGCUGAAUGGAAGGACAAUGUGAAGACAAUGGCUGACAGGGUCUUAUUGAUGAGGGCUCAGCUGAAGGCUAAGCUCCAAGCUCUGGGGACACCGGGGACCUGGGACCACAUCACAGAGCAGAUCGGCAUGUUCAGCUUCACGGGCCUCAACCCCAAACAAGUGGAGUACAUGGUGAAGGAGAAACAUAUCUAUUUAAUGGCCAGCGGUCGCAUCAACAUGUGCGGUGUGACCACAAGGAACAUCAAUUACAUAGCCGAGUCCAUCCAUGAGACUGUCACCAGAGUCCAGUAGAAGACUAUACUACCCACAAUUCUCUGAAUGUUAUCCUGCCUGGCCCUGAGCCACCUUAUUCCAGGGAAAGUGUUCAGCUCACUGCCUCUCUCCCCGUUGAUUUCAGUGUCUGUGCUAAGCUAGGCUAAACACCUCCUGGCUGUUUAGCCUAGCUGCUUUGGUAUUUGUCUCAUCUUCCAACUCCUGAAAAGACAGUAAAUAUUGGGAUUAUUCCUUUAGGUAAUUGGGUUUGUAAUUUGUCGUACAGCCUUUUUUGUUGGUCUUAUGCUUGUAGUGAAUUCACUGUGACGUCACAGAAUUUGUACAUGUAAUGUAGUGUGGAUGUGUCAUUACCAGGCCCUUUGAGUGUGUGUGUGUGACUGUCUAAAGACGUUUAAUGUUGUGCUGUUAUGAUUCGUCCAUUCCAAGUGUUGAUAACACAUUUCCAUUUUUUUUAUUUUCACAGAAAAAAGCAGCUUAUUAAAAAUGAGUCUGUAACAAAAGGAGGCAGUUCUAGAAGAUGAAUUUACGCCUCUAUCAGGAAGAAAGUUGAAGUAUUACGUUCGGUACUAGUUGCAAUUUGAACAAGAGACGAGUGUUCUCAGGAAGAUAUUUUCAACAAUGUAAUUUAUUAAUGAUGCUGUCUUCAACCCUAAAGGGUUUUUUUUACUAAUUACCUCACAUUGAAUUAUUUUUAAUGGAGCACAAAUGACACUUAACUGUCCUGGCAGGUGUCGUAACUGCUGAAUGUUGGGAUGUCUUUGGCUCUUUCAGGCUCCUGCCAAUUAAACGAAUGUGGAGUUUGCACAGCGAAAAGACUGUCUGCGGCACUAAUGCACUAUUACGCAAGACCCACAUGUCAGUGGCAACAAACACACUAAUGAUCAACCAGUUUGCUAUCGUAUCUCUGUGAAUAAUGGACCAAUAGAGCAGCAUACAGCGGAACACUUUGCAUUACCUCACCAGACCUUCUUGUGACAUGGAAUAACUUCUCCAAUAAAUAACUUUUAACAGUAUAA
Molecule: messenger RNA, 2319 nt
Organism: Labrus mixtus (cuckoo wrasse)
Lineage: Eukaryota; Metazoa; Chordata; Actinopteri; Labriformes; Labridae
Gene: got1
Product: glutamic-oxaloacetic transaminase 1, soluble
Exons: 9
Coding region: 89-1321 (410 amino acids)
Biological process (GO): L-aspartate biosynthetic process
Cellular component (GO): cytosol
Molecular function (GO): pyridoxal phosphate binding; L-aspartate:2-oxoglutarate transaminase activity
Source: RefSeq, a predicted model, not a curated record